Molecule: messenger RNA, 606 nt
Organism: Paraglomus brasilianum
Lineage: Eukaryota; Fungi; Glomeromycota; Glomeromycetes; Paraglomerales; Paraglomeraceae
Source: the annotation of a GenBank genome assembly
CCAUUGAACAAUGAAGAGAGUUCAAAUUGGUUUUCUCGUCCUAUGCCUCUGGUACACUACUUGAUGUACCUCCUUACUUAUAAGGUCUACCGUGAGGUGAUUUCUAAGAUGAGCGAAGACAACAUUAAGAAGAGACAUAUACUUGAAGCACUUAAGCAUGGCACUGCUUUUGUCUGCAAGCAGAAUCAGCAGGGGACAGACUUGAUUAUUCCUUUGGUAUUGGACAUUGGGAUUCAUGACCCUAUCACAUUAGACAAUAUUUCAUACGUUCUGGUCUCUGUGAAGAAUUAUCAAAAAAGCACAGAUACUAACUACUCCAACAAUGCAACAAGCAUGAAUUUACCAUCAAAUGUCAGAACAGAACAAUUAUCCACCUUGCUGUUCCUAUCAUUAUACAUGCAAUUUGGUGCUAACAUGUCAGGUGUAGAUGAAGAAUAUCACUUCCCACAAAAACGGAAAUGGGAGUCUAAUGUCAAAGAUAAUGAAGUGAACAACAGUGAUGAGCAUACAUACAGACAUUGCUAUCAGUUUGCAGUCAGAUUAUUUGGUCUCACUGCAUAUGAUUUUCUGCAGGAAAAUGACAGCGGGAAUCAGUUGCUGAACACU